Liolophura sinensis is the source of this 5601-nucleotide messenger RNA. RefSeq names its product cytochrome P450 2J4-like. Gene Ontology annotation, biological process: xenobiotic metabolic process. Gene Ontology annotation, cellular component: cytoplasm; intracellular membrane-bounded organelle. Lineage: Eukaryota; Metazoa; Mollusca; Polyplacophora; Chitonida; Chitonidae. The record is from RefSeq and is a predicted model, not a curated record. The transcript has 7 exons. Bases 2605 to 4665 code for a protein of 686 amino acids. Gene Ontology annotation, molecular function: heme binding; oxidoreductase activity, acting on paired donors, with incorporation or reduction of molecular oxygen, reduced flavin or flavoprotein as one donor, and incorporation of one atom of oxygen; iron ion binding.
UUGUGAGCGUUGAGACUCCAACGAGGCUAGACUAGUAUAAGAAAGUAUUUCUGGGUUAGGCCCAAUAUAUGUCCGUCUAUACACAUGUCUUCUUGGUUAUCUGGAAGAUGUCCCACAUAUUGACCUGACAGGUAAUGCAUAGUGUCUGUGUUUGACUGGUUCAUUAUCGCCUCCACUGAACUAUGCAUAUACGUGGAUAUAGACAUGCAAUUUUGUACACGGUGUCAUCAUCUUCACUUCUUCAGAUAUAAGUACUGAUCGUCGUGAGAGGAGCCAGCAGCUGCCUGUGUCAACACAAUUUGGUCAGAAAUCACCAACCUGUUUGCUUAAGGUACAUCAUGACCUUACUUAUUUUGUAAGGUCGACAGACUCAGUUUGAAACCAAGGGCUGUAUUUUACACAGCUGUUGUAAGUAAACUACAUUGAUGUGACCGGAGAUCACGCAGACUGCUCCCGAAAUUUCAGUUAUCAUGUGGUACGACGUGUUGUUGACUAACGUGGCACCGUUGGCCGUCUUCGUGCUGGUCCUGCUGCUCUUUUUCCUGCGGUCCACUUCCCGUCCUGCCCACUUACCCUCGGGGCCCACACCCUGGCCCCUCAUCGGUAACUUCCCCAGCCUCGGGAGAUUUGUUCACUGCCUUACAGAGGCUUCGGCCUAUGAACGGAGACGUCUACCUCCUUUACAUGGGCAGUAUGCCGACAGUGUUCGUUCACGAUCUCGACAACAUGCGGGAGGUGCUGGUGACCAGAGGUGACGAGUUUGCGGACCGACCCAAUCUGAUGAUCGCUGAGAAAAUAUCUAAAGGGAAGGGUAACGUUGCUCUGAACAUAUUAUAAAUAUUUAUCUUAUGCUUUACUGGAAAGCAAUACAUUGUCCACUUUGUUGAUACUUUACAUGGCUUUUCUGUAGGUAAGAAGGCACAUGGUUGGGUUAAAAUAAAUUGUAGUUCAUCGUCCCUACCUUCACUGCAUUGACAACGCAUACAUGCAACAGGCGUGAUUCAUAAUCCUUUCAUUUGAUAUAUUGACCGCUGCGCAAAAAUCUUUAUCCAAAAUGAAACAAAACCAUCUUUGAUGCUCUAAUACUGAAUGAUGAACACUCUUACUUUUGGCUGCCUUUCUGGCAUCAGGAAAUAAAUGUAGAUCGAUGAUAUUUAUUACCCUCAGCGUUUUGGGAGACAAACGCGUAGCUCAUGUACUAAAGUAUAUAAAAGAUGAAUGAUAUCUGCACAUGAAUACCAAUAAUCCCUCGAUCUCCAAACUGUGUCCCAGAGUGUACUGAGAUUAACUAUAAUCUCUUCUUGCUGACGAAAGUCGGACGUAAUAUGUGCAAAUCUGCCGAAAUCUUGGAGUCAACUUUCCUUUUCUUUCGUUUGGCUCGUCCAGUUGUAAAUAUUUUUUCUCACUGGGGAUAGUUAUAUCAAGCAUGGUUGUUAUUAUCUCCUACAAACGUUAUACGCUCUCCUACAUAGAUGGUAUUAUCUCCUACAAACGUUAUACUCUCUCCUACGUGAAUGAUAUUAUCUCAUACAAAAGUUAAACUGUUUCCUACGUGGAUUAAAUCAUCUCUUACAAAAGUUAAACUGUUUCCUACGUGGUUGAUAUCAUCUCAUACAAACGUUAUAAUCUCUGCUGCUUGGAUGAUAUUAUCUCCUCCAAACGUUAUACCCUCUCCUACGUGGAUGAUAUUAUCUCAUACAAACGUUGUACUCUCUCCUACAUGGAUGAUAUGAUCUCCUCCAAACUCCAAGAAUGUAUAUGUUCAUCUUCUGUAAUCAGGGAUAUACAGGCAAAUAAUAGGCGAACAACCCACUGCCACAUAUGGCCGUUACAAUGAUCAUAACUGCUUGUUGUCCAGAGAAAAUCUGACUGAACAAUGUUUGAUAGUAUUAUAAACGAAGUAUAUUCAUAUCACUGUCUAGGCUGUCAACCGGUACAUCCAAAGUCAAAAUCCCUAAAACCAGUUUUACUACUAAAAUUAUUUAUGAAUUAUUUAUUAUAUUCAUUAUUUAGAUUCAAAUUAAAAUCUUUCUGCUUACGUUGUACAGGAGUUGCUAAUACAUCCGGUGAAGUAUGGAAGCAGCAGAGACGCUACACCCUGCACACUUUGAGAGACUUUGGCGUCGGGAAAUCCAGUCUUGAGCAGAAGGUGAUGGAAGAAGUGGAGGUGUUAAUACAGUGGCAGGGAUACUUUCCCUAUGGGAAAACUUCUCCAUACGUCCGUCUCCAAUGUCAUCUGCUCUAUCGCUAUCUGGUAAUCGGUUUGAACACGAAGAUCCCAAGUUUGUCAAGUACAUGGAGGCUGUAGAUGAAAACUUUAAAGUUGCAGGGUUUUCCGGACCUAGUGUAUUCCCGGAGACUUCUUCUAAUAUCAACGUAGACGCCUGUGGCUUUCAUAUUGGAUUUGAUUUGAUUGACUGAUGUUUUACUCCUUACUCAAGAAUAUUUCACUUAUACGACGGCGGCCUGCAGUCACGACCUUCCCACGUAGGGCCAGAGAGGAAGCCAGCAUAAGCUGGACCUGAACUCACAGUGACCGUGUUGGUGAGAGGCUCUUGGGCCAUUACGCUGCGAUAGCGCGCUAAGCAACUGAGCCACGCUUUCAUGUUGGAUGAAAUAUAUGUGCACAAAGUGACACUUGACCCCGAUGAACCUACGGAUUUCAUCGAUGCCUACUUGUGUGAAAUUGCCAGAUGUCAGGAUGACGGGAAGUCAACGUUUGAAGAUUUGUUUGUCGCCAGAUCUGAAACUACAGAGACGACACUUCAGUGGGCUCUGCUGUACAUGAUAAACUACCCAAAUGUCCAGACCAAAGUUCGGGCGGAGAUUCACGCUGUUAUCAGAAGAGGAAGGUUCCCGACUAUGGCCGACCGCAAACAGAUGCCUUACAUGGAAGCCACGCUGAUGGAAGUACAACGGUGUGGCGAUGUCGUACCUUUGGGUGUUCCUCACGCGGCUACCAGGAAUACCACCUUAGCGGGAUAUGUGAUCCCUAAAGGUACCACGGUCACCACUGUUUUCUCCAGUUUGUAUUCCGACGCUAACAUUUGGAAGAACCCGAAAGUAUUCAAUCUCAGUAGAUUUUUGGAUUCAGACGGAAAUGUGGUCAAGUCUGAGAAUUUACUACAAUUUUCUGCAGAUAGGAAAGUUUCCAACCCAAAGCCGUUGAGGGCAGCAAUGUGGUACAGCGUCUUGUUCACGAACGUGGCGGCGGUGGCCGUCUUCGGGCUGGUCCUACUGCUCUUCUUCCUUCGAUCCACCUCCCGUCCUGCCCACCAACCCCCAGGGCCCACACCCUGGCCCCUCAUCGGUAACUUCCUUAGCCUCCGGGGAGAUCUGUUUACCGCCUUACAUAAGCUUCGGUCUCAGUACGGGGACAUCUACCUCCUGUACAUGGGCAGUACGCCGGCAGUCUUCGUUCAUGGCCGCGAAAACUUGCAGGAGGUGCUAGUAACCAGAGGUGACGAGUUUGCAGACCGACCCAAACUGCUGUUCUCUGAGAUCCUGUCUAAAGGCAAAGGUGUGGCCAGUGCGUCGGGUCAACCGUGGAAAGAGCAAAGACGGUUCGCACUGCACACCUUGAGGGAUUUCGGGUUCGGCAAAAUGAGUUCUGAGGUCAGAGUCAUUGAGGAAAUCAAAAUCCUCUUGCGGUGUCUGACAGCCACGAAGGGGUCGACAUUUUCCAUAGGUAAACUGUUCCACACAUCUGUCGGGAAUGUAAUUAAUUCUCUGGUGUUCGGAGAUCGCUUCCAGCAUGACGACCCUAAGAUGGUGACCUGCACGAGGUCAAUUGAGGAAACCUUAGAUAAAAUUGGAGGUUCAGGUGCAGUGAACUUUGUUCCAUGGUUGAAAUACUUGCCCGGGGAUUUCUUCGGGUUCAAAAAUAUUAUGAAAAACAAGGACCUGGUGGAGAGUUUUCUGAUAGAUCAGAUACAACAGCACAAGGAGACGCUUAAUCCCGACGAGCCCCGGGAUUUUAUCGACGCUUAUUUGUCUGAGAUGUAUAAAGCUCAAGAAAAAGACCCACACACGACAUUUGAAGAUGAACAACUUCUAAAAGUAAUUGAGGAUUUGUUUGUUGCUGGGACUGAAACUACAGCGACAACUCUCCAGUGGGCGCUGGUCUACAUGAUAAACUACCCGGAUGUCCAGACCAAAGUUCGGGCGGAGAUUCGUUCUGUUAUCGGAAGAGGCAGGUUUCCGACUAUGGCCGACCGCAAACACAUGCCUUACAUGGAAGCCACUCUGAUGGAGGUGUUGCGAUGUGGAGAUAUUUCACCAUUGAGUGUACCUCACGCAGCGUCACAGGACACCUCUUUAGCGGGGUAUGCAAUCCCCAAAGGUACCAUCAUCAUGACCCCCUUAAUCAGCUUACACAAGGACCCACAGGUGUGGAAAGAUCCCGAAGUCUUUGAUCCCUGCCGAUUCCUGGAUUCUGAUGGAAAUAUUGUCAAGUCUGAUAACUUGUUGCCAUUUUCCGCAGGUAAGCGAGUGUGCUUGGGAGAGAGCUUGGCCAGGAUGGAGUUGUUCCUCUACCUGUCUUCCAUGCUGCAAAGGUUUAUCUUCAAAGCCCCGGAAGGUGUGACGUCAUUGUCUGAAAAGGCUAUUAUCGGCCUUACCCGACGACCCCCAAAGUAUAGUCUAAGGGCUGUCACAGCCUCCUGAAAGUGACGCCAUCGGUCGCAUGAUGAGGAGGUGCACAUAUACUGUGUCCUCGUGUCACAGAGCAAGUCCAUGCCAUCAAAGUGCUGCCGCCACUGAAGACACCAAACACGAUACCCCACCCAGUCACCUUAUACCCCACCCAGUCACGCUGUACCCCACCCAGUCACAUUGUACCCCCACCUAGUCACAUUGUACCCCACUCAGUCACAUUGUAUCACACUGUGCCCCACCCGAGGACAUUAUACUAUAAAUAACUCCGACUGCGAGACGGAGGCUGUAACGAUAAGGUCACCCAAGUCGUCUUUAAUUACCGGUGCAGAAAAACGAGCUUUUCAAACACAGUGGAAGAAAACAUGUGGAGGAAAACAAAAAAUGAACUCGGUGUCCGUCACUGACUUUAUUUUUUGUUUUCCUCCAUAUUAACAUUUCUGUACUGCAUUGAACAAACACUAUUAUGUGUAUAUGCGUUGGUGGUUGCGUGCGUGAGUGCGUGUAAAUGUAUGCAUUUAUGUUGACGAGUUUUAGUAGUCUUUCAUAACACUUUUAUACAUGAUCGGAUGACAUUUGCCUUGAAUAAGAACUCAAAGGAGUUCUUUGUGUCGAAAACAUGCUUAUGAAGUUUAACAUUAUGUAUUAGAAAAAAUGUUCAAAGUGUAUUUUCCUUGCAAUAAAAUGCUUUGCAUGAAUGUAUCGGUAUUUUUUACUUUAUAUGCUUUCUUAUUUCUUGGGUGGUUUGUGUGAAACAUUGUUUUGGAAAUUGAUCUUGCGAUUAUUGCUCGAGACGUCCAAUAUAGUUAACUAGUUUCUACGCCCAUGUCUAUAAACCUUACUACUGUCGAAGAAGUGGAACAUUCGGCGUGAAAGACAUUUGAAAUUUUUUCAAUAAAAUCAACUAAAAACUUACCUCAUUUGCCGCAAAAUAUAGAAAUCAACUUC